AUGUCUGCAUUACAAAGAUCUGCCAUGUCAACUCGCGUUGCUGGGCUUUCCCGGCAACAAGCCCCGCCACCACAGGCUAAGGCUCCUUGGGCAUUUCCUGACUCCGAACUGGGAGAUGAAGAGGAUGAAGAAGAGGAUGAAGAGGAUGGCUUGGGUGAUCUCCCGCCAGUACGAAUUCCUGGAGCUGGCCCGCCCCAAUCGUGGAGCUACCCGAACAACUCUGCUCGAGAUUAUUCGCCAAUCUCAGCGUUGGGCUUGCUUACUCAGGCUGCGCAAGUGUCGGUAGCCGAGUCUGGAUUGGAUUUCAGGGUGUAUUACACUCCACCAACUGCGCAAGGUCCUGAAGGCACUGUGCUCGUUUGCCACCACGGAGCUGGAUAUUCCGCCCUUAGCUUCGCAUGCUUUGCUCAGGAAGUGACAAAAAUCAGUGGGGGAGAACUGGGAAUGCUCAUCAUCGAUGCUCGUGGACACGGUAAAACUACACCUCUUGACGCAUCAGACCCAAAUGCGGAUGUACUCGAUUUAUCUGUGCUUGCAUCAGAUUUCGUAAAUCUGCUUUGUACUUUGUUCCCCAAGCCGGCCGAGGCACCAUCUCUAAUUCUGCUGGGACACAGCAUGGGAGGAACAGCGGUGGUACACGGAUGCCCGUCACUGUUGGAGAAAGGUUAUCGCGUCUCAGGGGUAGCAGUGUUGGACGUAGUAGAAGGUUCGGCGAUGGAAGCACUCCCGCAUAUGCACAAGCUGCUGGACUCGCGACCUGAUGGGUUUGCAUCUCAAGAAGAAGCGAUCGAAUGGCAUGUUACCACAAACACGAUUAGGAACGUGGCAUCAGCACGGGUUUCGGUACCCUCUUUGGUUGUACCCGCACAGCCGAGUGAUACGCCUGCUAGCCAUGCCUGGAAAUGGCGCACCCCGCUUCGAAAUACCAGCCCAUAUUGGAGAAGCUGGUUCAAUGGACUUUCGGAAAAGUUUCUUGCCGCACGGACGGCGCGGCUCUUGGUCCUUGCGGGUACAGAUCGACUGGAUAAAACUCUCAUGAUUGGGCAAAUGCAAGGCAAGUUCCAGAUGGAUAACCCUGAACGACUUUCUGAGAUAAUUGUUGAAUUUUGGAGGAGAAACGAGCGUGUAGUGGCAGGAAUCAAGAAAGUAGGAGAUGCAUAA
Molecule: messenger RNA, 1161 nt
Organism: Rhizoctonia solani
Lineage: Eukaryota; Fungi; Basidiomycota; Agaricomycetes; Cantharellales; Ceratobasidiaceae
Product: alpha/beta hydrolase family protein
Exons: 9
Coding region: 1-1161 (386 amino acids)
Biological process (GO): protein demethylation
Molecular function (GO): protein methylesterase activity
Source: RefSeq, a predicted model, not a curated record